AUGAAAUUGGCUUUAGAAUUGAAGUGGGUUUUUGCAACAAUUGAAGUGCCAUGGUUUCGCCAGGGGAAGACGUUCUAUGGAAGAUACUUUGGGCACAAACCAACAAUCCGUCCAAAUGCUAAAAAGCUGUACCAGUUGUUCAUGAACCGAAAUAACAUGACAUGGGAAGAGUUUGCCUCCAAAGUUCGAACUUUUCAGAUUGGCUUCAUGGGAGAGCCAAAUGAGGUGAAGCCUGGCAGGGGUGAGUUUCAUGAGAACCCUGUAUUGUGCAUAUGUGAGAAGUCCGGGAAAAAGGCCAAGGUGGUGUUGAUUCUCCAAAAUGAAACUCAUAAUCGCAAUACAAGUGGUGAGGAGGAUAACACAAUAAAGAUAAUGGCAGACCUUAGCAAACCAGAGACCAUACCUGCAACAUUGGUUGGUAUUCAUACAAUAAUUGAUUGUGCCACAGGACGACCAGAAGAGCCCAUUCGGAAGGUAGACUGGGAAGGAAAAGUUGCUCUUAAACAAUGUGCAAAAGCAAUGGGAAUCCAGAAGUAUAUUUUCUUUUUCAUCCACAACUGUGACAAGCAUCCUGAAGUUCCACUAAUGGACUGCACUGAGAAGUUUCUUCAGGACUCAGGCCUAAAUCACAUCAUAAUCCGGUUAUGUGGUUUCAUGCAAGGCCUCAUUGGGCAGUAUGCGGUGUCUAUACUAGAGGAGAAUUCUGUAUGGGGAACGGAUGCUGCAACAAGAAUUGCUUACAUGGACACCCAGGAUAUAGCUCGCUUGACAUUUAUAGCUUUACGCAAUGAGGAAAUUAAUGGGAAGCUUCUCACAUUUGCUGGUCCUCGUGCAUGGACAACCCAAGAGGUGAUAACACUGUGCGAGAGGCUUGCAAGGCAAGAUGCAAAUGUUACUAUUGUCCCAGUGUCUGUGUUGAGAUUGACUGGCCAGGUGACUCGGUUUUUUGAGUGGACAAAUGAUGUUGCUGACAGAUUGACAUUUGCAGAGGUGCUUACAAGUGACAUUGUUUUCUCUGUUCCAAUGAAUGAGACAUAUAAACUUCUUGGUGUGGAUGUGAAAGAUGUAGUUACCCUAGAGAAAUAUUUGCAAGAUUAUUUCACAAACAUAUUGAAGAAAUUGAAAGAUCUCAAAGCACAGUCAAAGCAAACUGACAUCUACUUCUGAAUGAAGUCCAUUUUGUAUCUGUAAAUGUAACCACGAAUGUAUCAACAAGUUUGAUACCUGAUAACAGUCAUCAAAGAGGAAUGCUAUUCAUUUAGAUCCCUUUACCUC
Messenger RNA from Quercus lobata, 1275 nucleotides. RefSeq names its product protein HIGH CHLOROPHYLL FLUORESCENCE PHENOTYPE 244, chloroplastic-like. Lineage: Eukaryota; Viridiplantae; Streptophyta; Magnoliopsida; Fagales; Fagaceae. The record is from RefSeq and is a predicted model, not a curated record. The coding region runs from base 1 to 1167 and encodes 388 amino acids. The transcript is spliced from 8 exons.